Messenger RNA from Salvia hispanica, 1372 nucleotides. RefSeq names its product transcription elongation factor TFIIS-like. Gene Ontology annotation, molecular function: zinc ion binding; nucleic acid binding. NCBI's taxonomy places the organism in Eukaryota, Viridiplantae, Streptophyta, Magnoliopsida, Lamiales, Lamiaceae. Gene Ontology annotation, cellular component: nucleus. The record is from RefSeq and is a predicted model, not a curated record. Gene Ontology annotation, biological process: transcription elongation by RNA polymerase II; DNA-templated transcription.
CAUCAACCGCUUCAUCAUUAUUCAACACAUCUUCGUCGCUCUAACAUUGUCAAGAGGCUGCUCCAUCAAUUUACGUAGGUACCGCCUACGAAAUUUGCUAUCGACGCCGUCUCCGGCGAGGUCUAGGUGCCAAUUUGUAUUCAGAUAGGAACAAUGGAGAAGGAGCUGACUGAGCUUUUCGAGUCGGUGAAGAAAGCUGCGGAUGGGGCUGAGAACUCUCCCGCGGAGGUGGAUCGAUGUGUCGAUGCAUUAAAUCAACUCAAGAAGUUCCCUAUUAAUUAUCAAGUCCUUGUAUCCACGCAGGUGGGUAAACGUCUUCGCAUGUUGACUAGACAUAGAAGCGAUAAGAUCAGAGCGCUGGCUUCUGAUGUGGUUGAGGUUUGGAAAGCCAUAAUUGUCAAAGAAACAGGGAAAAACAAGAAGAAUGGCAAUAGUGAAAAUGGCAAUUCCGUGAAAUCCGAGUCUCAUUCAGAAGCUGAUGAGGCGAAGAAUUUCCAGAGGACAAACUCAAUGAAAUCUGAAAACUCUCCAGCGCCUAAGAAAUUGAUGGUGGACAAUUAUGAUAAGUCCGUGAAGGCGGGAAGUUCCUCCAGCGCUAAAAUUGAGAAAGUCGAAGUCCAGAAAUCCAGUUCUUCAGUGCAAAAACCACCACCAAAACUGUCGUCUCCUGUAUCCUGCAAAGACCCAAUGAGGGACAAACUCCGGGAAAUUCUCGCGGAAGCGCUGUGCAAAGUAUAUGGUGAGGCUGAUGCGGAUUUGAAACAAAGCAUUGAUCAACACGACCCAAACCGAGUUGCUGUUCAAGUGGAGACUGCCAUGUUUGUGAAUUGGGGCAAGUCCAACGGCCCGCACAGGUUCAAGUACAGGUCGGUGAUGUUCAACAUCAAGGAUCCAAACAACCCGGAUUUCCGGAGGAAAGUCCUGACUGGGGAGUUCUCGCCACCAGAGAUUCUAGAACUGACGCCUGAGCAAAUGGCUAGCGAUGCAAGGCAGAUGGAGAACGAAGUGAUAAAGCAGAAGGCGAUGUUCAACAGUGAACGAGCAGCUGCACCGAAAGCUAGCACAAACGAGUUCAGAUGCGGGCGGUGCAAGAAGAAGGAAUGCACUUACUAUCAGAUGCAGACGAGGAGUGCGGAUGAGCCCAUGACUACGUUUGUCACCUGUGUAAACUGCAACAACCACUGGAAGUUCUGCUGAUUUGAUCUUUAAUUGUUUUAUUUCUUAGGUUUUUGUUAUUUUAGAAUAGAGCUCAUUUGUUUGUAGGAGACGGUGUUAUUAUUAGGAUGUAGCAUAAUGUUUACAUUUGCAUAAUUUAGUCAGGAUUCUGAAUUUCUUUUCUCUGUGUAAUGCAGUGCUAUUAUUAUUCAGUGCA